Molecule: messenger RNA, 372 nt
Organism: Hyaena hyaena (striped hyena)
Lineage: Eukaryota; Metazoa; Chordata; Mammalia; Carnivora; Hyaenidae
Product: cadherin-1-like
Exons: 3
Coding region: 19-366 (115 amino acids)
Biological process (GO): cell morphogenesis; calcium-dependent cell-cell adhesion; multicellular organism development
Cellular component (GO): adherens junction; membrane; catenin complex
Molecular function (GO): calcium ion binding; cadherin binding
Source: RefSeq, a predicted model, not a curated record
CCUGUCUUUGUACCCCUGAUGAAGACGGUGCAACUGCCCAAGGACCUCGGUGUGGGCCAGGAAAUAACAUCAUACAGGGCCCAGGACCCAGACACCUUCCACUCUCAGGAAAGCAGGCAGGACUGGAGGUACCAGAUAUGGCAUGACCCCAGCCAUCAGCUGGACCUCAGCCCAGAAACAGGCGUCAUUUCCACUCGAGCCAGUCUGCAAAAGGACAGCAUGGAGAGGCGCACAUUUUCGGCUGUGGUCAUAGCCGUGGACAAUGGACAACCUCCAGCCACGGGGACCGGGACCCUUCUCCUCACUUUCUCUCAUACAGACUGCCCAGGAGUAGACUCACAGUGCCUUUCCAUCUGCCAGAGGUGACCAGAG